UGACAGGAGACGAUGAUGACCUGUUCUUGCGUUGCUGCGAGAGUAUGCGCUAUCGCAUGAAUUUUCGCAGGUGGUGAUUUUUCGGUGCUGAAACGAUAGAAGCCCGAGGUGUGCGCCGGUCGGCGUGUUCGCACUCGAGGAGCAACAACACAAGUUCGAAGCGCCCUGGUCGAGGGCGUAGCCCGAAAUCGAAGGAGAAAAAAGAGUCUCACAGUGGCCCCACACACAACAUAUAUUUCGCAUCGGAUUUUGUGCUAUCCCCGUGAGAAGAUUACGAGAGCGUACACGUAAGAAGAAUCACAAGAGGAAAAGAGAAGGAAGAGAAGGAGAAGGAGAGAGCAAGUUGGGGAUCGCUUUUGCCAAACGGACCGUUUAGUUACUGUGACACCACAUAUAUAUACAAUGUUGAGUUGUUUCGAAUCGAAUACGUUGAGAGCGCCGUGAUUUUGAAAAUUCGAAUAAAGUGUACGCGAAAGAUUUAUACGACAUUCCGACUUAUCAUUGUGCCAACGAGAAUCGCUGCCAAUGUGCAAUUCGGCAGAUACUUCCUACGUACAAAAAUUAGGUUAUUUGCAUCUUGGAGAUGAUACUGCAGAUGCUGGUGGUACGACCAGAGGUUCGGGUUCCAGGCCCGAAGCUCAGGUACCUGUUUCGAGAAAUGCGAUUAACAGAAACGACGCUAGAGCGUCUGGCAGACCGGUCGGUGCUAUUGAAAGCUUUAUUGAAGGCAAUUCCUCGGAUAUUUCUAGGCAGGCAGCCGCCACUGACUACAAGUUAUAUGAGCGUGAAAACAUAAUAGCUGCUUCACGAUUUGCGACACCGAAGCCAGUGGAGCAAAUCAGUGCGCAGCAACAGCAGCAACAAAAUCAGACUCGUGGAAGCCAUCAACAGGCUCCUGUUUAUGAGAAUAUAGAUUAUUAUCCGCAGCAGAGUCAACCACAUCCUCCUUAUUACCAUCCAAUGGAAUCUAGAAAAAGUCCUAAAAGUAGUCCUAGAGGUUCUCUAGUUGGUGAUUCCUAUGAAGGAAAUUACAGAAAAGCUCAACCGCAAGUGCCAACUGGCAAUCGUUAUCAAAGUGUAUCACCAGCAAAAGAAUUACCACCGUAUGAAGCACCACCAGUAUAUGAAAAUAUACAAGAAGUUCACUUCUCUGAGAACAUGCAGAAUAAGCCAGGGCCUCAGGUUCCGCCGAAUUAUUAUCAUCCAGCAAAUAUUAACGGCGGCGAUUAUGUCGUUAUGACUGGGAAAGUAAAUCAAUCUCAAAAUCAACGUGCAAUGUCUCAAAGUUUAUCAUACACCCAACAAAGAAGUGGAAGUAUACGUGGCCAAAGUUACGACGGUGCUUCAAGUUUACAACGAUCAAUCGAUUCGUCUACUGCCAAGUACUUACAAAGCUCAUCCUCUGCUUCCUCGGAUCAUCAAUCUGGAAGAAGCGCUUAUGUACCUCCCUCCGAAUUGCAGCCACCAAAUAGAAACUUUAAUUAUAACGCGGAUCAGCAGCAAUCUCCGAGAUCUGGUUUGCCAUAUCACAGUGAGUCUCCUCCGAUACGCUUACCACCAGAUUCUCAUCAUUAUCGCGGUUCAAUAGAAAAUACUAUGAGCGGACAACAAGGGUUUCGUACUACAAAUCAAGUCGAUAAUAACCAAGCUUCUCAGUUUCGACAGGACAAUCCACAGAAUUAUAAGCAAUACGUCGAGGCUUCUUCGAGGACUACAAAUACAAAUUUUACAGGGGACUCGCAAGCCAGAAAUUCUCCAGUAUAUGGAAUUCGCCCAGGAGAACAAACAACAUGUCGUAAUCCUCCGUGUUAUUCUCCAAAUCGUGCAAUGCCUCAGAAUGACAGAAACUAUCAUCAUCAAGAAAAUUUUCCUGCGAGAAAUUCUCCAGUUUACUCUUCAAAUCGCUCCACAGAACAUUUGAGAUUAGGCACAUUACAGCAAGGUGACAGAACUUACAUGUCAGAUGUGUCAGAUCUCUCACCUGCAAGAAGUUCAUCUCUCUACUCCCCUAGUCGAAGUGAUCCUGCUAGGACCGUUAUUGCCAACAACAAUGUAGUAAGAGAAUCUCCGAAGACUAGCCCAACUCACGGUCAGAUGCCAUUAGAUAUUGCUUCGCAAAACGUAAUUAAUUCGCCUAGACAUGGACAGUCUCUUUCGUCACACAAUUCUGUUGCAAGUCCUAUACGUGGACAGGUACAAGCUCCUGUCAAUAGUGCUUCAACCAACGAAAUAGACGCUAAUGCCGGUCCUAGGAUCACUAGCCUCCCUCCAGGUGUUACCAGUGGAGUUGCAGGGCCCGUACUUUUAAAUGCUGGUGUGCCUAUGUUGCAAAGAUCUUCUGACUUGGAAACAAAAGAGAGGAAAUCCGUUAGUCCACCGAUCAAGCCUGCACCUGGCAAGGGAUUGUUACCCUACAAUAUCAUUUCCAGACCUUCGGGACCUACGGAGGCGGAAAGAAAGAUAGAGGAGUUAACGAGACAGCUCGAAGAGGAAAUGGAAAAGCAGGAGGAAGAGGGAGAGUACUUCGGUAUUUGCCAUACAUGUGGUGAGAAAGUGACCGGCGCCGGACAGGCUUGUCAAGCAAUGGGCAAUCUCUAUCAUACCAAUUGCUUCAUAUGCUGUUCCUGCGGAAGGGCUCUCCGCGGUAAAGCUUUCUACAACGUUCACGGGAGAGUUUAUUGCGAAGAGGAUUACUUGUAUUCUGGUUUCCAGCAGACAGCCGAGAAAUGCGCAAUUUGCGGCCACCUCAUCAUGGAAAUGAUACUGCAAGCCAUGGGCAAAUCUUAUCAUCCGGGCUGCUUCAGGUGCUGCGUGUGCAACGAAUGUCUCGAUGGCGUGCCAUUCACGGUCGACGUCGACAAUAAGAUCUAUUGUGUAAAUGAUUACCACAGAAUGUUUGCGCCUAAGUGCGCGUCUUGUGGAAAGGGAAUCACGCCAGUUGAGGGUACUGAAGAAACGGUCAGGGUAGUCUCGAUGGACAAAGACUUUCAUGUGGAUUGCUACGUUUGUGAGGAUUGCGGUAUGCAGUUGACCGAUGAGCCGGAUAAGCGAUGCUACCCACUUGAUGGCAGACUUAUGUGUCGUGCGUGUCACAUCCAACGCAUAUCGCAUACGCAACCGAGGGCACCGCAACCGGUGUCCGCUAGCUAUCAGUUUAUGGGCUAAAUGCACUGAUAUAAUUUAAGCUUCUGUCUCGGAGCUUUUUAAACUGCGCAUAUAACGAUCAUCCGAUAAUGAAUACUAUGGAAAUCGAUAGAGCUAAACAAUCGUCGUUAAUCAAGGUUAACAUUCCCAUAUUUUAUAGAAUCAAAACGUGUGUAUGUGCAUGCAGAUACCUUAAUACACACUGCCUAGGGAAAAUUUUUACUACAAUUCUUCAUAAAAUUUUUCAAAUUUUUUAUAUAAAUUUUAAAAUUUUGCAGAAUUUUUGAAUAAUUUUCUAACUUUUUAGAAAAUUUCAUAGAUGUUUUACACAAGUUGAGAUACUUUUUAAAAAAUUUUACUUUGCUAAGAAAAUCUACAUCUUCGUUAAAAUUCUUUAUAAAUGUAAAUUUUUAAAUAUUUUAAGAUUUUUUAAAUUUCUUGUUCUAUAAUUUUUGAAAAAAACUUAAAUUUGAAAAAAUGUAAGGUAUUUCUUCAGAAUUUUUAUAAAAAGUAAUAACAAAUUUCGCCCAUUUUGUGGCCUUUGAAAUUUGAAUCAAAUUGUGCUAUGCCAAACGAUGCUAUAUAAUAAAAUAUUAAUCUCAGAAUUUUAAUUUGAUGAAGAUUUUGAAAACAUGGAGAUUUAAAGUAACAAAAUUUUCAAUAUUGUCCAAGCAUGAUGUAUACAGAAAAACUUUUUAAAACUUCUUUGAUAUGAUGAAUGGAAUUUUGACUAGAAAUAGUCAGAAUAAUUUUCUGACUACUGUACUAAGAAUCUAACAUCUUUACUCCUGUUACUUAAUUUUUUUUUAAGGAGGCAAACUACUCUAAAAAAGUUUUUACUGAAUUUUUCAAAAUCACGGUCCAAUCUGAAAAUAGUUUUUAACUCGUUUAAAAAUAAUGUGUCCAUUAUGCUUGGACAAUAUUAAAAAUUCGGCUAUUUUGUUUUAUCUCUAAAACUACCCUCAGAUUCGACACUUCAAAUUUUUCUGAAAUUAAUGCUUCAUCGUAUAGCAUUGUUCGGCAUAUAAAUUCGAUUUUAGAGCCAAAAUGGACGAAAAAAAUCCAUAUUUUUGUGCACUCCUUGAAAUAUGAAAAUUUUUGAAGAACUUUUAAAAAUAUUGUGAUAUAAGCAUUUCUUUCAUCAGAAUAGUAUUAAAAAUAGAUUUUCUCAGCAAAGUUGGACUAGAAAAUAGGAAGGAACGAUUAAUGACUUUUGAUUUGAUUGGGAUAAGAGUUUUCAGCUUUAAUCUUACAACAUUCUACCAGAGAGAGUUAAAACGUUUCAGCUUUGCCAGACCGGCAUGUUGUACGAUCUGCUAUCGCUUUUAAUUGCUUCGUCGAAUAUUUUCAAAUAGCCAGAUCUGUUCGAGAACAGAUUCUAUAAUAUCUGCUACUAAACUUUGUUGACAAAAAAGUUAUAGAUUUGAUAUGACCUUGCAUACAUUUGACGUUGCUGACAGAAUUAUGUUGAAGAUGAUAGCAGAAUUAUGUUGAAAUUUUGUAAAAUAUAAUGACAGAAAUCUAACAGACUUAUAUAGUUUGACGUAGAUGAAUGACAAAACUAAAACAAUGUUGUGUAACGUAUUAUAUAGAGGGACAUUCGCGAUCAAUUCGCGAUUAUACAUGUGUACGAGUCGGUCUUUGCGAAACAUUCAUUCAGGUUAAACAAAAAUUGAUUGUCAGUUCGAGUACAAGUUUCGCGUUACUUAUCACGCAGCAUUCUCGUUGUAGUAUUUGUCAUUGUUGGUAUAUUGCAAUAUAUUGGAGUAAUAUUAUUAUAAACUAAUAUAUAUUAUAAAAAGAACAAAUUUUAUCGAAUCAAUACAUGACGAUAGUGGCUGUUAUAAUUAAUGUAUGCUGUAAAAAUAAUAAUCGUCUGUAUCGCGUAUAUUUCUUGUAAAAAAUACGAUUUUAAUUAUUUUACAAUUUUAAACGAAAUGUGACUUUGACAUAAUUAUAAGACUGGUAUUAGGAAAUAGAAAUUAUUAUAUUAUUUUCUGAGAACAAUUUGGCAUCAGUGCAAGUAGCGUAUGAUUAUAAGUACAAGUUCUUUCCUUUUAUUCGAAGGUAAUCGAUUAUCUAAAUAAAUAUGGUAUAUUUAAUAUAUACAAUUUUUAUUUAUUUAACAAAGGUACUCUGCGAAUAUGCAGUAGUUUCAUUAGGAUGAACGAGUUGCGCAGGCAACUGUGAUAUAGUAGCAUAAUUAUGCGUUUUUAAGUAAAAACUUCGUACUUUUUAGCGUAUGUAUAUAAUAUUUUUAUCGGGUACAUUUAUUAUAAUGCAAAUUUACGGCGGAAAUGUGAAUCUCGGGAACAUUCCUGCGAAUUUUUUCCGUAGAUCAAAUUUCAUUGUACUUCAUAUAGCAUUCAUUAACAAUAUUUAUUAAGACAAAUGUAUCUCGCUGCGAGAGCUCGCGUAAUAUUAAAACAGUUCGUCUGUAUACUUCGAAGGCUAUAAUGAUCGCCUUUAGUUUCACAUAAAGCGUAGAGACUAGAACAAUAUGGGUGUGCUAUAACGAUAAAUAUACAAUAUUACAGCAUUGAAAGACGCACAACUCAAGCUGCCAAAUAACUAUUGUUAUUCUUCAGGAUUAAUAAACGUAAUUUCCACAUUUACAUAUAAGUCGAGCGCAUAUUGUAGAUAAAUACUAUAAUCUUAUUUAAAUCGUACACAGUAUAUAUAAAUGACUAUCCUCUUCAAUAAAGACAAACUGCAAUAAGUAUA
Solenopsis invicta (red fire ant) is the source of this 5868-nucleotide messenger RNA. RefSeq names its product LIM domain-containing protein jub (gene jub). The transcript has 6 exons. The record is from RefSeq and is a predicted model, not a curated record. The coding region runs from base 526 to 3165 and encodes 879 amino acids. Lineage: Eukaryota; Metazoa; Arthropoda; Insecta; Hymenoptera; Formicidae. Gene Ontology annotation, cellular component: adherens junction; P-body; nucleus. Gene Ontology annotation, molecular function: transcription corepressor activity. Gene Ontology annotation, biological process: negative regulation of hippo signaling; regulation of DNA-templated transcription; response to hypoxia.